This is a messenger RNA of Syngnathus typhle (broad-nosed pipefish), 4238 nucleotides long. It is a transcript of the gene uso1, whose product is annotated as USO1 vesicle transport factor. The transcript is spliced from 25 exons. Gene Ontology annotation, molecular function: protein binding. The record is from RefSeq and is a predicted model, not a curated record. Gene Ontology annotation, cellular component: cytoplasm; ER to Golgi transport vesicle membrane; endoplasmic reticulum. The coding region runs from base 181 to 3105 and encodes 974 amino acids. Gene Ontology annotation, biological process: intracellular protein transport; vesicle fusion with Golgi apparatus; endoplasmic reticulum to Golgi vesicle-mediated transport. NCBI's taxonomy places the organism in Eukaryota, Metazoa, Chordata, Actinopteri, Syngnathiformes, Syngnathidae.
CGUCCUCGCGCAUGCGUAGUCUCCUUCGCCCGCGAGGAGUUCCGGGGUCGCACUGUCAACCUGGUUAAAUAAUUUAAAAAAAACAUCAACACACGGUUCUGUACACUUUCCUCCAUAUUAUCUUUCCCUCACCCGAAUCAGAGGAGAUUCCGGCCGCAAAAGGGCCUCUGUGGAGAAAAGAUGAACUUCUUCAGGGGAGUGAUGGGCGGGCAGGCAGCCGGGCCGCAGCCGACCGGAGCGGAGACGAUCCAGAAAUUGUGCGACAGAGUUGCCUCGUCGACUCUCCUCGAAGAUCGCAGGGAUGCGGUCCGUGCUCUCAAAUCCCUCUCUAAGAAAUAUCGCAUGGAGGUUGGCACGCAGGCGAUGGAUCACUUGAUAAACAUCCUGCAGACUGACAGAUCCGACUCUGAAAUCCUCGGCUACGCUUUGGACACUAUGUACAACAUUAUCUGCAACGAUGAGGAGGAAGAGCAAGACGAAUCAGAAGAUGAGACUGCCCAGAAGCAGGCAGAUGAUCUGGGCGCCAAGUUCACAGAAGCCUUCAUCCAGGACCCCGAACACAUCACGCUUCUCCUCACCAUGUUGGAGGAGUUUGACUUCCACGUGCGUUGGCCCGCCGUGAAGCUGCUGACGGCCCUGCUGAGGAACCAGUGUGUCCAGUUGCAGAGCAUCAUCCUGGUUAGCCCCAUGGGUGUCUCCAGGUUGAUGGACCUGUUGGCCGAUUCUAGAGAAGUGAUACGCAACGACGGUUUGCUGUUGCUCCAGCAGCUGACCAAAAGCAACGCAGCCAUCCAGAAGAUUGUGGCCUUCGAGAACGCCUUUGAGCGUCUCCUGGAUAUCAUCACCGAAGAAGGCAGCAGUGAUGGAGGCAUUGUCGUGGAGGACUGCCUGCUCCUAUUGCGCAACCUCCUCAAGAACAACAGCUCCAACCAGAACUUCUUCAAAGAGGGCUCCUUCAUCCAGCGCAUGAGGCCAUGGUUCGAAGUCGGCGACGACAACUCGGGCUGGUCGGCACAGAAGGUCACCAACCUCCACCUCAUGCUGCAGCUGGUGCGAGUCAUGGUGUCCCCGGUGAACUCGCCCGGAGCCACGGCCAGCUGUCAGAGGUCCAUGUACCAGUGUGGCCUCCUGCAGCAGCUGUGCACCAUCCUCAUGGCCACCGGCGUGCCGGCGGACAUCCUCACUGAGACCAUCAACACUGUGUCAGAAGUCAUCAGGGGCUCGCAGAUCAACCAGGACUACUUUGCGUCAGUUAACGCACCAUCCAACCCACCCAGACCCGCUAUCGUGGUCCUGCUCAUGUCCAUGGUGAACGAGAGGCAACCUUUUGUGCUACGCUGCGCCGUGCUCUACUGCUUCCAAUGUUUCUUGUACAAGAACCAGAAAGGGCAAGGGGAGAUCGUGGCCACGCUGCUGCCUUCCACCAUCGACGCGAAUUCCAUCUCAGCCGGCCAGCUGCUGUGCGGCGGGCUGUUCUCCGCCGACUCCCUGUCCAACUGGUGCGCUUCGGUGGCCCUGGCGCACGCCUUGCAGGACAACCUCACCCAGAAGGAGCAGCUGCUGCGGGUCCAGCUGGCCACCAGCCUGGGCAAGCCGCCCGUCUCCUUGCUGCAGCAGUGCACCAACAUCCUCUCCCAGGGUGAUAAGAUCAGCCGGCGGGGCAGCAAGGUGCAGACCAGGGUGGGGCUCCUCAUGCUCCUGUGCACGUGGAUCAACAACUGCCCCAUCGCCGUCACGCACUUUCUGCACAAUCAGGAAAAUGUGCCUUUUCUCACGGCGCAGAUCUCUGAGAACCUGGGAGAGGACGAACGUCUGGUGCAAGGCCUGUGCGCGUUGCUGCUGGGCAUCUGCAUUUAUUACAAUGACAACUCGCUGGAAAACUAUACCAAAGAGAAGUUGAAGCAGCUGAUCGAGAAGCGCAUCGGCAAGGAGAACUUUGUGGAGAAGCUUGGUUUUGUCACCAAACACGAGCUGUACUCGCGCGCCGCCCAGAAGCCGCAGCCGGUUUUUCCUUCUCCGGAUCAGAUGCUCUUUGACCACGAGUUCACCAAGCUGGUCAAAGAACUUGAGGGUGUGAUAACCAAGGCGGUCCACAAGUCCAGCGAAGACGAGAAGAAAGAAGAGGAGGUGAAGAAGACGCUGGAGCAGCACGACAACAUCGUCACGCAGUACAAAGAGCUGAUCAGAGAGCAGGACUCCAAGAUACAGGAGCUGAAGGAGCAGGUGUCCUCCUUGACCACCCAGACUGAACAGAUGCAGGCCACCAUGACCCAGCAGCAGAGCCAGAUCCAGCAGCACAAGGACCAGUACAACAUUCUGAAACUCAAGCUGGGUAAGGAAAACUCAAGUCAAGCUAGCAUCACACUGGGAGACGGCGCCCACGUCAACGGCGUUCAGACCGAAGAAGCGACGCAGCUUCGAGAGGAGAUGGAGGAGCUGCGCAGUCAACACGCCCUCCUCCAGACGCAGCUGGGUGAAAAAGACGCCAUCAUUAAUUCCUUGCGUUCCGAGCGGUCUCAACCAACCGAUGGUGACACAGCAGGCUCAGACAACGCGGAACUCCUCAAGGAGUUGGAGCUUCUGAGGAGUCAGGUCCAGUCGCAGGCAGCUGAGAUCGGUCAGAUGAAGUCAGACAAUGCUGAUCUGCUUAGAAGAGCUGAAACUGAGGUAAGAACUGGACUUAAAAACAAAAAAAUAUUUGGUGUCAUUUUUAAUCAAGUUGAACCUCUUCAGUCUAGCAGCGACUUCCCCUCGGAUGCUACCAAGACAGCCGAACUGGAGAGCAGACUAGCGGCGCAGACGUCCGAAGUGGAGAGAUUAAAAGAGGAGGUCCAGGGCCUGACGGGGGGCCGGGAGCAGCUAGAACAGCAGACGGCCUCGGCCACCAGCUCGGCGGCCAUCUUGAAAGCGGAGAUGGCCAAGCUUGAAGCGGAACUGCUGGAGUCCAAGAAAGAGCAAGACGACCUGCUCAUGCUGCUGGCCGACCAGGACCAGAAAAUCCAGAGCCUCAGGAAGAGACUCAAAGAUCUCGGAGAGACGGUGGAUGAUGAGGACGAGCUGGACACCAGGGACCAGACUGACGAGGACGAUGAAGAUGAAGAUUAGAAUGCAAGGACCGGUGUGAGGAACUUGGACUUUGAUUUUGAAGCAGGUGUCUCUCUUUCUCUGGCAGUUGCCACAUUUGUUCUUCACAUGUCCCACACGCGUACACCCUUUUGGCAUCUUGAGUCGAAAAAACUAAUUAGUGCGUUCAUCUCAUAGUUAACACGCUUCAAAACAACAAAAGUUAAUUUUUGAACUCACUUAACACAUUUAGACACCAAAAGUUGCAUAAAUAUCACAUGUAGUUGCUCUACGAUAUGCUGCAAAAACUGACACAAGAUGUGAAAACGUCAAAAUAAAUAUUUUUUGUCAUCCUGCUAGAUGAUGCAGUUAUGACCCAACUCGAAAGAAGACAGAUUAUAAUUGUUGGUAAAUUAAAUUUUACUAAAUCAAAAUGCCGUUUGUUUUGCAUUUGUUAUCAUUGUAAUCACAUUGUUAGAGUAUUUGCGUUUGUGUUGGGCGUGUCCUUCACUUUACUUGCAGUGUCUCUAGUUCAACGCUAGAGGGCGGCAAAGACCAUUCAGAAAAGUGUGAGUGGCCAAGCAUUGCAGUAUGUUCUAAAAAUACUCAUCCGGCUGACUGUCCACCAGCACAGCUCCAAUGUUAUUUUUGACCUAGUUAACUGGAUUGCGCUAGUUAGUGUAAAGUCAGUAAUAUGAAAAUAUAUUGAAAUAUAGUUUUAUUUAGUUUAACGGAGGACAUUUUUAUAGGUUUUUGUUUAAAGCAACAGCAAGAAAAAAAUUAAGCAUCACACUUGAGAAAAAAAUCUUGAUUUGGUAGUGAUGUAUUUAAUUUUAUUUAUUGACAAGUUCAAUACAGAAACUGAUCCUGCUGUAGCUCAACGCAAAUCGAUGGAAUAAGAUGUACAUAUGUUGGUGUGCUUCCCGGGCUGGUUGUCAGCCCAAUGGCAGUAGACAAGCAUUCACACCUAAGGACAAUUUGGAGACUACAAUGGCCCUAACAUGCAUGUUUUUGACAUGUGGGAGGAACCUGAUGUAACUGGAGAAAGCCCACACAAGCAAUUUUGAGAACAUGCAAACUCCACCCAAGAAAGCCAGAGAAUGAACCCUCGUGAGCUCAUGGCAAACUUGCUCCCUAUGCUGCCCCUGUACAUGUAAUAAAAUGUUUUAAAAAUG